Molecule: messenger RNA, 5590 nt
Organism: Archocentrus centrarchus (flier cichlid)
Lineage: Eukaryota; Metazoa; Chordata; Actinopteri; Cichliformes; Cichlidae
Gene: alpk3b
Product: alpha-kinase 3b
Exons: 13
Coding region: 19-4974 (1651 amino acids)
Biological process (GO): cardiac muscle cell development; protein phosphorylation
Cellular component (GO): nucleus
Molecular function (GO): protein serine/threonine kinase activity; ATP binding
Source: RefSeq, a predicted model, not a curated record
AACAAUAUCUGGUGGAAAAUGACUUCACGGAGGACAACAGCACGCUCCUCUAAUGGGAAUGGGAGGUCCAGUAAUGGGGAAGAUGUCAACGGGAGCAGCCGGCUUGGUGGUUGCAGCUACCUCUCUAAUGUGAGGCCAGAAAACAGGAGCACACUCUGCAGUGUGAUUGCCCAUUUAACUGAAGAAACACAGCCCUCCUUUGAAAUUACCCUGAAGUCAAAAGCUGUUUCCGAAAAUUCCAACGUGAAGUUCUCCUGUGUGGUUACAGGAUACCCGGCCCCUCAGGUUACGUGGUAUAAAGAUGACAUGCAGUUGGACAGAUACUGUGGACUUCCUAAAUAUGAAAUAUUCCGCAAUGGACAAAACCAUUCCCUGCACAUUUACAAGUGCACUGUAGAGGAUGCAGCUAUAUAUCAGGCCUCAGCAAUCAACUGUAAAGGUAUUGUGUCCUGCUCUGGGGUUCUGGAGGUGGGUGAGAUGAACGAGUUCAAAAUCCACCAGCGGUACUUUGCCAAGGUCAAACAGAAGGCUGAGAAUAGACGCAGGGAAGCAGAAGGGAAAGAAAACCAGGAGCCGAUACGAACCAUCAGUCCCGACCGUACACUGAGGAAACGCCGUUCGACAAUGGAGGCCUUUCUCAGCACGCCAAGCUCCAUGGAGGAUGAGGGCAACGAGGAGAACCAAACGACUGUUACUCUAGAGACUAAGGCCAGGUUACAGGAGGCCACUGGGGAGGAAGCUGAAGAAAAGCAAGUCCCAAUCACUAAUGGAGAAAUGCCUGGUUUAUCUAAGGGGCAGGCCAUUAAUGACAAUGGCAAUAAGGGUGAGACAUGCAUAAAUGACUCCACCCAGAAGAUUUUUACCACACACCAACCAAAACCUCCCUUUGUCAAGAAGAAGAUUAAAAUUUCCAACAAUGCAAAGGUUGGAAAAGCAGAUGCUCUGGGAGAGAGGGUGUCUGUGUCUGGGCAGAGAAGGCUGAAAGGUGAGGCGUCAGCCUCUGUAGCUCCAGCCUGUAAAGAGGCAGUCCGGACUCAGAGGAAUUCAGCCGAGGUUAUGGAAGUAGAGAACAUUUCUAGUUCAUCAGUUGCACAUUCAGCAGUGACAAACGUGAUAAAAGAAGAUUUGAAAUCAGCAGUACAGGUAGCAGUGCUUCCUCAAAGGCCUUCACAGGAUGAAAAGAUGUGUACAGAGUUAACAGUAAUUUCACAGAAAGAACAGCUCACUGUCUCAGUGUCCCCUGCUGCUCUUACAUUUUCAAGUCAUCCUGGGUCAAGAACUGAAGGUGAAAAUGCUGCCAAAUAUGAGAAGGAAGCUGGAAACAAUGCUAUAGAAGAAAGCUUGAAAAUGCAAGAGCAAAUCCCUUACAUUACCUCAACACAGCCACAGUCAAGUGCUAGAUCAACACUCCUAAGCAUAUUAAAAGAGGACUUUCAUACAACAACCAUGGAUGUUGAUUUGAAGUCAAACGCUUCAGCUGAUGGAUCUUUAUCCCACAAACACAGUGAGUCAGUGGAUGCAUCUUGUGACAGUAGGACUGCUUUAUCUCAGCGUCCAUGUGAACAGGCUGGACACCAGCUGUCUGAGAAAGAAACAAGCCCCAGCCAAAAUAAGGUGCCUGUGUCUCAAGUACCCCUGCCAAGUGAGGUUACACAGGAUCCCACAAAGAUGAUCUGGAAUGAUGCACCUGUCAGCCUUGAGCUACCAGCAGACCAGUGUAUGGUCAGCUCGCGACAACAAAAGACUCCAGUAGAAAGGCCGACCAUGACAGAUGACAUCCAAACCCCUUUUUUGCACAGUGGUUUUAAAACAGACGUUGACACAAUGACGCAAGACACAUGGGAUCAUUCCAGGGAAUUAAAUGAAGUCCUUUUUAAAAACGUGCAGAAGUCACCCCUUGAAAGGUCUAUCGGUGGUGAGAGCACCUUAGGGUGUAAUAUUUCACUUAACAUCCUGCAGAGCCAAGUUGAUCCAACUAUAAAAACCAUUGAAGAGACAGAAAUACAAGAUGAUAAGAAGGUAGAGGUCACUAAGUUGUUGGUACAGGAUGACAGUGAUGGCCCAAAUGAGAAGAUAGUUGAGAUGGAAACUGAAACUGCUGCUGUGCAUACGACUGAACAAACUAAAAUAGAAAAGAGCAAAGAUACAGGGAUUAAAGACGCUCGAGGAAUCAUUGUAGGUGCACCUUAUGAGGAAACUGAGCAGAAUGAGGGCGUAUCAAAAGUGGUGGAGAAAUCUAGUUCAGACUCACAAAAUUUGAAGGCAGAUACAUAUGACACCUCUCCCUCUAUCUUAACAAAAACAACAGAAAAUGCAAACUCAGUGGGAUACAUCAAAGGCUUUCAAGAAAUUUCAAAACCUGAAACAAAAAUCAUUUCUAUUGCUGAACUUUUAAGAUCGCAAAUAAAAGCUCUAGACUCCACAGUAGUAAGUCCAGUGUCCGUCAUACCAUCCCAUGCUAACUUACUACACAAUCAGAGUACAGCAACAGGGGCAUGCCAGGAAUUAGUGCACGACAGAAAUCUGGAGGUGAAAAAGUCAAUGCCUGACAGAGAAAAUAAGAAGGGUAUUGAUGAAACUCCCCCCACAACCAUAAAGGCAACACUUAUGGAGGUUUAUCAUCAGCUUUAUAAAACUGACCAGGAGCGAUCUAAGACUCAAAGUGCAACAUCACCACCUGUUCAGGUUUUGCAAAAGCCUCUUUUGAUCCCACCCAUUGCUAUUAUUGACAGUGGCACAAAUGACGUCAUAACAGGACUUCCCAGAAGUGAUGAAAAAUAUAAUGAAUGUGUCAUGGACAUUGGCCAGGAAACCCAACCAUCAACUCUGGCUCAUCCAAAAAAUUCCUCUGUUGUUGUUUCCCAACAAACAACCCCAAAACAAAAUUUUCCCUCUUUGACUUCUGAAGGUGAAAUGACCGAUAGACUUUUAAAUCUAUCUGGAACUGCCAGUCAGGAAUCUGGGCCUCCACUUACAACGACAGAUAUGAAGAAUGGUGUUCAAGAGCCACAAAUUGCUAUUUUGGAGCGUUCCAAAGAUGAACCUGUUCAAGGCAAAGGCAUGCAAUUCAUGCAGAAGUCAACUCCAGAAAUUAAACUCAGCAGCACAAAUGAAAGGGAUUUGACAACCAUUUCUGAUCAGUGCAAAAUGGAAGAUCAGUAUAUAAAUACAAGUUCUUUGCAGAGUACAGGAACGCUUCCUCCUGAAACCGGAUCUAACACACCAGGGAAUAAUCGUCCACUUACUCAAAAGGAGAGUUAUAUGGUUAAGGAAGGUUUGACAUCAGACUCCGUAGCAAAUCAAACUGCUGAACUUAGUCCAUUAUUAAAGAAAAGAAAUUGUGUUUCUCCCAUCCCUUCUGCUACCCCACAAGAGCUGGCCUCUGGGGCUCGCCGCAAAAUCCUAACACCCAAGGCCAAACCCGAAGAGGCCACAGAGACCACAGAGGCCACAUCACCAACUGAUAAUCAAACUCUGAAAAAGGAGGCGUCUAUGCAGAGCAGCAAACUUUCCACAACUUCUGUGACCUUCUCUACAUCUCCAAGCCUGUUGCGACAGUCAUCUCUACUUCAGCCCACUGGUGAGCAAACCUCUCUUCUAGAAAGGCGUUCGCCCCUCUUGAGCAGAAAGAAGAUGGCACCAGAAACACCCAGCCAGGUGGCUGCUGAUGAGAUUCAAACUGAGGUGAAACCUGUAGAGAAGGACAAGCAUAACCCAUUCAAAGCUCCUCAAGUUAUCCGUAAGAUUAGGGCUGAGACUUUUGCAGAUGCCUCAGGACACUUGAAACUGUGGUGCCAGUUUUUCAAUGUUCUCAGUGACUCGACUAUUCAGUGGUCCAAAAACGAGGUGGAGAUUGCUCAGGUUAAAAGAAAAGCAGGGGAUGAAGCUCAGGUCAAUCUUGCCAUUCUUCAGGCAUCAUGCAAAGACUCUGGUGUUUAUGGAUGCUCAAUCACAAAUGAAUACGGGACAGAUUCCACAGACACUCUGCUCAGUGCAGAGAUUUUGACUGGGUUGUCCCUGCGUGAGGACCUUGGGGUUGGGGAGGAAAUCGAAAUGACACCCCUAAUAUUCAGCAAGGGCGUGGCUGAUUCUGGUGUCUGGGGCAACAAAUUCUUUGGCCGCAUAAUGAUGAAGGAAUCUCGUAUUGGAGAUGGCUGUUCUCAUAAAGUCUGGAGGGCAAAAGUCAUCUAUGGCCUGGAGCCUGUGUUUGAAUCUGGUAACACAUGUAUCAUCAAAGUACGCAAUCCCAUCGCUUAUGGAGGCAAAGAGGAAAGCUGCCUUAUAGAUAGAAACCUGGACAUCAUGAAGCAGGAGUGUAAAAUUCAGAACAUGGCUCGGGAAUACUGUAAAAUCUUUGCUGCAGAGACGAGAGUUAUAGAAAACUUUGGGCCUUCUCUUGAGGUGAUUCCAGUCUAUUUGAUGUACAGACCAGCAAACGCUGUCCCAUAUGCCACAGUGGAGACGGAUCUCACAGGAGUGUAUCAGAAAUUCUCUGACCUGAACUCUACACACGGAAUAGACGUGAGGACCGGCUCUGAAAUGGAGCAGAAGUGCUGUGCCCUGCAGCACUGGAUCUUUCAGUGGACCAGUGGAAAUCUGGUAUUCACUCGGCUGGAAGGUGUUGACACUAAGAUCACCAAUGUUGAAAUUUCAGUCAAAUCCACGGGGCAUCAAGGUUUAUCUAUCGAAGCGAAUCCCAAAGUUUUUGAGCAGUUUAUCUCACAACACAAGUGUAACUACUUUUGUGGUCUGCUUGGCCUGAGGUCACUGAAGGUUAUGGACUCUUUACUGACGCCAACAAAGCCAAAGAGCUCCAGGAGUCCCUUACUUCAACGCAAGAUGGCUGCAGGCUCCUCCAGUCCUCAGACUGGCAGGAAAGCUGCUGGUAGUCCCAGAUUGUCCAGGAAGACUGAGCAAGAAGGAAGCAAGACCCCCACAAAACAGAAAGCUGGUGAUGCUCCCAAAGCGAUUUAGAUGGAAUAGAAUAAAUAUCUCUUAAUGAGACUUGAGAUAUCAUAUAUAUUCACAGAAAACCCAGGAAGAGCUGAAAGAUAGAAGCCUACUGGCACCUCAUUCAAAAGUAUAAAUCUUACACAAACAGAAAGAUGUUUAUUAAUGCUAUAACUAUUUAAUGUUAACAGCUACCAUUCCUUGCCAUUUAAUGUGGACUGAUGCAUUCAUCUACUGUAGUGAAUCCUAGGGCUUAAGCUGUCAUGUACUAAGAAGUACAGUGCUUCCUGACUUUAUGCUCUAUUAAUCAAGUACCAUAGGUCACAGAUUGCGGAUGCCUUUCUCAGGUCAGUGUAUCCAUACCACAUGAAUAUGAGACACUUUGGACUGAAGUGGCAUUGUGUUGUAUGCUGUCUAUGUGUGAUUCUCAACUUAAUUCUUUUGAAGUUAAAUGUAUGAAGUCACCAAGAAAAACUUAAGCAGGAUGUGCAUUAAGCCAAUCACACAAAGCAGGUUUUUAAGGCUGGGAGUAAUCAGCCAAUUUUCUCUUUCAGGAAUGUAUCAAGCCAAAUGUAGCUUCACGUGACACUGUUGUACAGUGACUAACGGUGCUGUGCGUUUAUAUUGUAACCAGACAUGU